This is a messenger RNA of Racocetra persica, 402 nucleotides long. Lineage: Eukaryota; Fungi; Glomeromycota; Glomeromycetes; Diversisporales; Gigasporaceae. The record is from the annotation of a GenBank genome assembly.
GGUGAAUAGCAAAUUAGCUGAUAAAAAAAUUGAACCUAUUACGGAUUUAACUCAAGCAAUGUCCGAUGGUGUUCGUCUCAUUCAACUUUUGGAAAUUAUUGGAGAUUAUUCAUUUAGCAAAUAUAAUAAGAAUCCAAAGUUACGAAUUCAAAAAGUUGAAAAUGUUAACAAAGCCUUAGAAUUUAUUAAACAUCGAGGUGUACCUCUCACAAAUAUUGGUGCUGAAGAUAUUGUUGAUGCCAGUCUUAAACUUAUUCUUGGUAUGAUAUGGACUAUUAUAUUAAGGUUCACAAUUGCUGAUAUUAGCCAAGAAGGACUUACAGCGAAGGAAGGUCUUUUACUUUGGUGUCAAAGAAAGACUGCACCUUAUGCUGAGGUCAAUGUUCGUGACUUUACUUAUAG